AUGCGGCGCAAAUGGCCGCCGUUUCUAGACAAGAUAGAAGUAUUUACUGUAGUUUUUGUUACAUUGCUACCUUGUUUUUAUUGCACAAUCACUUCCGAUUCAAAUCAAAAAUGUCAGGAAAGUUGCUUGGACAAAAAUAUCGUAAGUUUUGAUGACUGGGAUUCGCUAUUCUGCGUUUUACAAAUUGAAAAGUUUUCGUCGUGGGACUAAAAAAAUUUUGAUUUUUCAAUUCCAAAAUUUUUUUUUCAAAGCAUGAUAUCAAAUGCAAUAUAAUUUUGAAUAUUUAGGCAUAUCCUUUACCUUCAAACGACCUGGAAUGGCCAGAGAGUACAACCACGGCAUGCGAUUUUGAAUGCCACGUCUCGGCGGUGAGGUUUUGACUCAUUUUUUAAAAUAAAAAAUGCCAUUGUCUUACAAUUAGACGAUUUCAAUCAAAUCUUUGCAAAAUUUCAUCAAUGUUGACAACUUUUUUUCUUCCAUAAUUUUUCGAAAAUACGAUGACUAAACAAACUUUGUAGUGUAAUGUUGGCUGCACUGAUCUGGAAGCGGUAAACUCGACUUGCCCCACUCGAUGCGCUUCUACCAGCUCUCCUCUCAGCUGUUUCCAAGGCUGUCGCGCAAUCUCGGACCUUUUUACCAACCAAAUUCAAAGCAAGUUGUACUAUUUUUAAAAUUAUUUUCUCUACUUUUAGGUCUUUUAAAUCAAGUCAAUGUCGAGACAACCUUGGAUACGACUCAAGGAGUCAAAAUGAAUUGGUUUUUCGAUGACUCGCAUCUCAUCCAGCUUCAAGAAGUUUCGGCCGCUAAUUUGAAAUGGUUUACUCAGUCCAAGAAAGCGAAUGGAGGGUGGCUCUGGACUCCGAUGGGAUUUCAGGUGGGUGAAUUGAGUUAAUUUGAGCUUUGGGAGGUCAAAAAAUGGCAUAGCAUUGCUGAAAAUUAAAUUGAAAAUUAAAAAAAAAUUUUUUUUGGUUUUACUGAAGCUUGGCCAAGAUUUAGGGCGCGAUUUUAUAAGCUACAUUUGAAAUUUUUAGCCCGCGCUUUGCAGAAAUAACCGAGAUUUUUAAACCGAAGGUUAAGAAAUUUUUGAUUUUUUUAAAAUUAUUUUCGAUCACAAAAUCUCAAACAGAUAUUCCAGGCGUUCCGCGACUCCAUGCUGACCACCACUGUCUACCUCCCGAUCGAAGCCGUGGCCAAUGAAUUCAAAAGUCGACUGGUCGCAAUAUGGCGGGAUGUUGUGGUGGCGUCUCCGGAGUUCCUUCAGACAAUUCCACUGCCGCCCAGUCAGGAGCCGACCCUGCCGGAGCUAAUUUCGUCGCUUCAAAUCACCGAAGACAGCUGGGCGAUUUGUUGGCACUCCGAAAAACAAGUGGCCGAGAGCGCGGAACCGGUCAAAUUUAGGUGA
This is a messenger RNA of Bursaphelenchus xylophilus (pine wood nematode), 1402 nucleotides long. NCBI's taxonomy places the organism in Eukaryota, Metazoa, Nematoda, Chromadorea, Rhabditida, Aphelenchoididae. The record is from the annotation of a GenBank genome assembly.